AUGUCUCUGCCGCGCGAGUUCAUAUUCAAAAAGGAGUUGGCGAGGCUCGAAGGUCAGGUGCUCGGCUCAUCAGCGCCCCCUACCUCGCCCGCUCCCCUCUCCUGCUCCAUCGACCUGCCGGCAUCGGACGCGAUCGCCGAGGCGGCCCUCUCGCCGGAUAAUGCCGGCUCACUGCUGUCGGUGCAGUCAGCGCCGCCGGAGCAGAGGAUCCUCUCGACAGAGCAGAGGGAGCGACCGGCGAGUCUCCUCCUCGAGCUGCCAUUAGCCACGCAAGUCGGCGCCUACUUGUCGGCUAUGUCACCGACGGAGCAAGAGGAGGACUCCUUGCUGACGCUCUCUUCCGUCACGGCGCGACCUCUUCUGGCCGCGUCUAGGAAGCUCCGCCCUCGACCGGACUCAGCCGACUCGUGCCCGCCGGACGGCGGAUACGGCUGGGUGGUGGUCUUCGGCGCGUUCAUGGUGCAGUUCUGGGUGGCGGGGCUGUUCAAGUCCUACGGCGUUCUCUACGUGGAGAUAAUGGAGACCUUCCCGGACUCCUCGGAGUCCGUCGCCUCGUGGAUACCCGCCGCGCUGUCGACACUCUGCCUGGCUCUCGCUCCACUCUCUUCCGCGCUCUGCGAGAAGUACUCCUGCCGGCUGGUGGUGUUCAUCGGGGGCCUGUUCUGCGCCACGGGUCUCGCUCUCUCCUUCUUCAGCACCGGUCUCCUCCAUCUGCUGCUCAGCUUCGGUGUCAUGACCGGUAUCGGUGGCGGUUUGUCCACGACUCCGGGCAUCGUCAUCGUAUCACAGUACUUCGACAAACACAGGGCUCUGGCGAACGGAAUAUGCGUCAGUGGAACGGCAGCGGGGAGUUUCGUAUUCCCAAUGCUGAUAGAGAAGCUGGUGGACAGCUAUGGGCUGCACGGGACCGUGCUGUUGUUGGGGGGCGGGAUGCUCCACGUGUGCGUGUCGGCCACCCUCUACCGGCCGCCGCCCACCCCCAGACCAGCGACGCCCGUCACCACCACCACCACCGAGAACACGACUCUUCUACACGACAUUCAAGAAGGCAAAGCGGACGCGAACAAGGACAACAAACUGCAGAGCCUGUUCCAGAUGGACACCGAGCUGACCCUCAACCAGAGGAACGCGCUCCUCAGCGAGGACGCGAAACGCACCAACCUCCUAGCGGAGAUCAUCCACCCCAGCCUCAUCGAGGUGACCCGCCCCCCACUGCAGUCGCAGAUGUCCGACUCCGAGGACUCUGAGGGUCUGGACGUUUUGGGCGUGGUCGGUGAGUACGCUUCCCCGUUGUCCGUUUCCCACCGUUAUCCAAAACAGCUCGUUCACGAACACACGAGUGCUGAUUCGGCCGGCUGUGCAAGGAACGAGGGCGACUCGUCAACGACGGUUGAAGGGCUGCCGAGGGAGGUGGUGCGCUUGCGGCUGCGCCCCACCAGGUCCUCGUCGAUCCUGCACUCGGUCGAGGACCUGUCCACGGACAGCACCUGCGUGUACAAGGCCAGCAGGCGCAAGCUGAGCCGCUCUUUGUACAUCCGACCGCCGCUCCCGAACCCCCUCAUCCAGAACAAGUUGGUUGAGCCGGUGACGGACAUGAAGAAGGUGGAAGAGCAGAAAGAAGAGACAGUCGAAGUGGUGGAGAAGAAGGAUGGGUGCAUCGACAAGAUCUCGAGAUACUUGGACGUGUCAUUGCUGAAGUCCUGGCGCUUCGGUCUGCUGUGCGCCUCCGUGGCCCUCAUGUCCUGCGGAUCGCCGUACGCCCUCUACUACCUUCCAGCGUAUACAGUGGCAGCGGGUCACAGCAAGUCCGCCGCCGGGCACCUGGUGGCGAUAAGCGCCGUGCUGGACCUCUGCGGGCGGCUGGGCCUCGGGUGGCUGUGCGAUCUGCACCUGUUCUGCAGACGGAAGGCGUACAUCGUGAGCAUACUGGUGGCCGGCGCGGCAGUGCUGACCCUACCCAGCCUGUCGUCUUGGUGGGCGUUGGCAAUUGCCUCAGGGGCUUACGGCCUUUGUCUGGGCUGCUGGUUCCUCCUGGUGCCUGUACUGCUCGCCGACGCCUUCGGGACCGCCCGCAUCGCCUCCUCCUACGGCCUCGUGAGGAUGUUCCAGAGUCUGGCGGCGGUGUCCGUACCGCCCACGGCCGGCAUGAUACGUGACGUCACCGGCGGCUACUCCUGGUGCUUCUACGGCAUGGGCUCCUGCAUGGUGCUGGGCUCGAUCCCGGUGAUCGCCUUCCACGUCACCACCAAGAACGAGGACAACGACUCCUCGGUGGAU
Iphiclides podalirius (scarce swallowtail) is the source of this 2277-nucleotide messenger RNA. NCBI's taxonomy places the organism in Eukaryota, Metazoa, Arthropoda, Insecta, Lepidoptera, Papilionidae. The record is from the annotation of a GenBank genome assembly.